UGAUACUCAAUGGAAUAUAAUAUGUUUUGAUUAGUGAUGUUAUAUUUCUUAUAUGAUAUGCUUGAAUUAAAUGUUUAACAAUAGUAAUUGUCAUCUAUGACCUUUUUAACUAAUAAUAAUUUUUUAAAAUAGAUAAUAAAUAGUAAAUGCAUCCAAUUGACCAGUAGUUUAAAUGUUUUGUUAUAGAUAGCACUACAAAAGUUUUUAGGCUGCUAUUAAAUAUAUCAAUUUUCCUAUGGAAUAUGAAUUUCAAGUAAUUUUACGGAUGCCAUUAAAUAUUAUCUAAACAUUUUAUAACUAGUAUGCAGUGGAACCGAUAAACCCUCAGUGUAUUAUGUAUUCGUAUUACACGCCUGAAACUAUGUAUUUAAGUAUAAUUCUAAAAAUAUAAACUAUAUUGAACUUUAUUAAACUUUAUUAAACUUUAUUAAAUUAUACAUUACGAUAAAUACCUGGUUUACGUAAUGAAAAAUAUGUAAUUUAUAUCAUAACCAACAAAUUUGUACUUUUUAUGAUAUCUUCGUGUUUAACUCCCUUAUAAAUCAUGUUUCGUAUAUUACAAUCGCAUUUGAGGAUUCUUAAUAAUCGAGGAUUUCAUAACAGUAGUCGUUGUUUAAAAGACUUAAAUGUCUUGCAGAAAUUUCAAGAAGGAUAUAACAAUAUAAAAGCAGAAAGUUUAAUGUUUUUAAAAGAUAUGCGUGAAAGUAUGUCAGUUAAUAAGAAUAUUGUACCGCUAGAUGUAGUUGAUAUUAUUUUGAAGUUUGAUGGAACAGCAAAGUGUCGGGACCAGUGGAUUUUAAAUUGUGAUCGUGAUCAUUCUGGUUAUUCAACUGCUAAAUUAGAUUUUUCGUCUACCGGUACUGGACUAUUUCAUGGUCAUUUAAGUACUCGUAUAAUUAAAGAUGGUGCAAUUACCAAUUCUGGCUUUUGUAAUAUAACUACUGUACCAAAAAGGAAAGCUUUUCAAGUACGAGAUUACUAUGAUUUUGAAUAUUACAAUUGUUUAGUUUUAAGACUGAGAGGUGAUGGCAGAUGUUAUAUGAUAAAUUUAUUACAUGAUACAUAUUUUAACCAACCAAAUAAGAGUGAUGCUCAUCACUAUGUUAUGUAUACAUCAGGCGGUCCUUAUUGGCAGGAUAUUAAAAUACCAUUUUCAAAAUUUGUGUAUGCAGUAAAUGGAGUAGCACAACCUAAACAACAAUCUUUAAAUUUAUAUACAAUUGAACGUAUUGGAAUUACACUUGGUGAUAAUAAAAAUGGACCCUUUAAAUUAGAAAUUGAUUAUAUCGGUGUAUGUAAUGAUGCAAGUAUUUUUGAAACGUGUGCUUACGAGCCUGAAGAUAUGUCAGCAAAUGCUUAAACAUAAUUUGUAUUUUAAAUUAAAUAGAUAUAUAAAAGGACUGUAUUAUAAAGAGAAAUAAUAAAUCUAUAAAACAUGGUAACAUUUUA
Molecule: messenger RNA, 1449 nt
Organism: Nomia melanderi (Alkali bee)
Lineage: Eukaryota; Metazoa; Arthropoda; Insecta; Hymenoptera; Halictidae
Gene: CIA30
Product: complex I intermediate-associated protein 30
Biological process (GO): mitochondrial respiratory chain complex I assembly; mitochondrial electron transport, NADH to ubiquinone
Cellular component (GO): mitochondrion
Source: RefSeq, a predicted model, not a curated record